AUGUCAGCAGCUUUUUAUUUAUGAAGAGCCACAUACUAUCACCAAUGUGCAUGUGACAUGGAAGAGGAACAGGCUAUGGAAACCACGUUCUCUUUCAACCUUGCAGAAGGCUGCAUGAAAUGAAGCAUACCUUGCAGCCAGAUGCAGCUUCAAUCUGAGAUACUGACCUGACUUCCAGAGCUGUGAUUACCCCAACUGGAGUGUUCCUAAUUGUUCAUCGGUUCAAAACCUUGUCUUAGUGUAAAAAAGCUCUGCUUGACCAAAAUGGUGGACACUGAAAACCAGCUCUAUCUACUUACUUCAUUGGAGGAGGAUGAUAUAGGCAGCCCUUUAUCUGGAGAGUUCCUACAAGAUAUGGAGAACAUUCAAGACAUCUCUCAGUCUCUGGGCGAUGAUAGCUCUGGAGCUCUAAGUUUAACAGAGUUCCAAUCAUUGGGAAAUGGUCCAGGAUCUGAUGGAUCAGUUAUAACAGACACCCUUUCACCAGCAUCCAGUCCUUCAUCCAUUAAUUUUGCCACAGCUCCAAGUAGCAUAGAUGAAUCACCCAGUGGAGCAUUAAACAUUGAAUGUAGAAUUUGUGGGGAUAAAGCCUCAGGCUACCAUUACGGAGUACAUGCUUGUGAAGGUUGUAAGGGUUUUUUUAGAAGAACAAUUCGAUUAAAACUCAUCUAUGAUAAAUGUGAUCGCAACUGCAAAAUUCAGAAAAAAAAUCGUAAUAAGUGCCAAUACUGUCGAUUUCAAAAGUGCCUUUCAGUUGGAAUGUCACAUAAUGCAAUACGUUUUGGACGAAUGCCAAGGUCUGAGAAGGCAAAGUUAAAAGCAGAAAUUCUAACAGGUGAAAAUUAUGUAGAAGAUUCAGAAAUGGCAGAUCUUAAAUCACUUGCCAAAAGAAUUCAUGAUGCCUACCUGAAAAACUUCAAUAUGAACAAGGUUAAAGCCAGAGUCAUUCUUGCUGGGAAGACUAAUAACAAUCCACCAUUCGUUAUCCAUGACAUGGAUACCUUGUGUAUGGCAGAGAAGACGCUGGUGGCAAAACUGGUAGCCAAUGGAAUUCAGAAUAAGGAAGCCGAAGUUCGAAUCUUCCAUUGCUGCCAGUGCACCUCUGUAGAGACUGUCACGGAACUUACCGAGUUUGCCAAAUCCAUCCCUGGCUUCUCCAAUCUUGACUUGAAUGAUCAAGUGACAUUGUUAAAAUACGGAGUUUAUGAAGCCAUAUUUGCCAUGUUAGCUUCUGUAAUGAACAAGGAUGGGAUGCUGGUAGCCUAUGGAAACGGUUUUAUAACCCGGGAGUUCCUGAAAAGCCUAAGGAAGCCGUUCUGUGAUAUAAUGGAGCCAAAAUUUGAUUUUGCAAUGAAAUUCAAUGCACUGGAGUUGGACGAUAGCGAUAUAUCCCUUUUUGUGGCUGCUAUCAUUUGCUGUGGAGAUCGUCCUGGUCUUGUAAACGUAGGACACAUUGAAAAAAUGCAAGAGAGCAUUGUGCACGUACUGAAACUUCACUUGCAAACCAACCAUCCUGAUGACAUCUUCCUCUUCCCAAAGCUUCUUCAAAAAAUGGCUGACCUCCGACAACUUGUAACAGAACAUGCUCAGCUUGUUCAGAUAAUUAAGAAGACUGAAUCUGAUGCACAUUUACACCCUUUACUACAGGAAAUCUACAGGGAUAUGUACUAGAGAUUUUUAUUAUUUUUUUCCACAAUAUUUAAAGACAACAGCAAUAUUAAUAAUAGAUGGGAGCAAAAUUACUUGCACAGUUAUCUGUUGUUCACUCAGUCUGGAGCAUGAAAUAUCUAACAGCUAGAUUGUUAAACUUCUGGUUUGGGUUCUUCUGUCCUCUUUUGAAAGAGUUCUGCAGAGAAAUAUCAAUCUUAAUGCUCAUGAAGUUGCUUGCAAGGCUUCAUUUAUUGGAAAUUUGAGGAUUGGUAAGGAAUAUGUAUUUGCACAAUAAAUCAGAAUGUUGAUUAACAGAAAUGAACAAAACUUUAUUUCCUCUUGGCUAAGUCAUUUCAGAAUUAAUAUAACAAAUUCAGCAAAUUCUCUUCAGGUAUAUAUAUGAACAAUCAUAAAGAUUAUGCACUUUUGGCUGAUGGCAAUUACCGAGAACUAACUAAAACUUUUUUCUUAAGCCAAUCAGUCUGUAUGUGUCAGUGUUUGGAUGUUACUGUACAUAUGUAUCUAAAAAAAUUGAAAGUCCUUUGACGUGCUGCCGCCUGAGGUCCAAGAAGUAUGGGGGUGGAUCUUAAGGUAGUUCUACAUUGAUGAACUUCAACAUUAGCAUGUUGAAAAGCAAUUUCUUUUAUGAAAUGAAAGAAAAUCCAAAGAGCUAUCUGAAGUACAGCAGAGGUGCUCCGUUUAGGUGUCUGUAUGACUACCUGAAACAAAGUGUUCCUUUUUUAAUGUGUUUUUAAUGAAGUAAGAAAUAUCUCUGUGGAUAAAUAUAUGAUACUGUGUGCAUUCUGGAGCGCUUGCAAUAGCUUGAGAUGCAGUUCUUGAGCAACAUAUCACUUUGAAUUGGCAGGAGUUCUGGAGAGACUCCAAGAAAUCUAAUUGUAGCCCAGAGAAAAUGAAUUCCAACUUCAUAGCAUUCUAGUGCCUGGGAUGAUAGCUUAUACUGAGGAAAGYGUUGUAAGAGAAUGGCACCUUCCUUCUUGACAGGUAUUUCUGCAGUGUAGAGUGAUUCAAACUUUUUUUACUUYUCUGACAAGUAGAUGAUUUUGUAUUGUUCUUUUCAAUUAUCCACUCAGAUAAACUUGCUGUUCUUUCUUAUACCUUGUCCAUAGCAAUAUUAAUCAUGUUAUUUAAUCAAAUUUUGUACUUUUCCAUACAAUCAUAAUGGAUGACAGUAUUAGCAAGAGCAACAUCUGUAGAUGUCAAUUAUGUAAUACAUGAAAGAGAGCCCCAGGUGAGAGUAAAUAAAUCUAUUGAGUACCUAAGAUAAAACAUUGGUUUUACAAAAUUACUUAGUGCUGAUGCAGAAUGAGCCCAAAUGAAACAGCUUGACUUUUGAAAUUUAACAGGAUCCUUUAUCAUAGAUUCUUGUACUAAAAGCRAAAGCAAGUGCUAGCUAUUAGUUUAAUUGCAUAUUUGUUCAAGACUCUGUUAUUUCUUUUCUGCUUCAUUUUUUUUUCUUCUAAUCUGGUAAUUCAGUUCUGCUAUUUCCCUAUCUGUUUGUUUGUUUCAUAACACAAGGAUCUUGGAUGCCAAUAUUUUCACAAUGUCAGUGAAAUGCCAGUGUUUUCACAAUAAUUAAACUCCUAAUAGCACAGGAGGGCACUUAAUGCUUGGUUUAUUGUAGCAGGUUUCAGAAUCUUAAACAUUCAUUGAAAGAAUUAACAAGGACGGGUAAGGUGAGAACCUCAUACUGUGUUUCUAUUUUGGCCACCACACUUGUUUCUUACAGGCUCACUUACAGGCUAGACACUGGAUAAAUUACAGGCUUAAAAGCAAUUUGAUAUUUAUCCAGGUGAUGGCCAUUAGCUGGGGUUUUAGUUACUGCAAUUGUGCAAAAUACUAAUGCAUAGGCCUUGAAUUCGGUGACUGUCUUGGGCAGGACGGAAAGAAUAAAUGCAUAGAUACAGAACCAUCCCUCCUUCCCU
Messenger RNA from Nothoprocta perdicaria, 3593 nucleotides. RefSeq names its product peroxisome proliferator activated receptor alpha (gene PPARA). The record is from RefSeq and is a predicted model, not a curated record. Gene Ontology annotation, cellular component: nucleus. Gene Ontology annotation, biological process: regulation of lipid metabolic process; cell differentiation; negative regulation of inflammatory response. NCBI's taxonomy places the organism in Eukaryota, Metazoa, Chordata, Aves, Tinamiformes, Tinamidae. Bases 265 to 1671 code for a protein of 468 amino acids. The transcript has 8 exons. Gene Ontology annotation, molecular function: nuclear receptor activity; zinc ion binding; RNA polymerase II cis-regulatory region sequence-specific DNA binding.